This is a messenger RNA of Colletotrichum scovillei, 1400 nucleotides long. Its product is annotated as aldehyde reductase II. The record is from RefSeq and is a predicted model, not a curated record. Gene Ontology annotation, molecular function: oxidoreductase activity, acting on the CH-OH group of donors, NAD or NADP as acceptor. Bases 306 to 1400 code for a protein of 364 amino acids. NCBI's taxonomy places the organism in Eukaryota, Fungi, Ascomycota, Sordariomycetes, Glomerellales, Glomerellaceae. The transcript has 4 exons.
CCAAGCCUCUCCCCUACUCGCAGCCAACCAAACAUUCUCAAUCUCUUCCAUGACGACAAAAAGCUGAGAAAUCACAGCUCUCUUCCAUCUUCCAAGACGGAGAAUUCUCUCCCCUCAAAAGUCCGACCUCUAUACACCACUUCCUUUCUACAGAGCCAUCAUCAGACAUAUAACUUCAAGUUCCCCCAUCACGAUCAUCAUGACCUCCCAAGCUCACCACCACCUCCUCACUUCUUCCCACCCUCCUUGAUUUCCCCCAAGAAACCACCACAAUCCAAUAAAUCAAUAACCAACACCCAGACAACAUGUCACUCAACAUCCCCAACCCAACCCUCCCCCCAGCCUCCACAAUCGUCCUCACAGGCGCAAACGGCUACAUCGCAAGCCACAUCGCAAACCAACUCCUCCUCCAAGGCCACCACGUCCGCGGCACCGUCCGCUCCCCGUCCAAAACAUCAUGGCUAGCCGCCCACUUUGACAAAACCUACGGCCCCGGCAAAUUCACCCUCCACGAGGUCGCCGACGUCGAGAAGGACGGGGCGUUUGACAACGUCGUCGAUGGCGCCGACGCAGUAAUCCACACCCUAGCAAUAAUGAACUUCUCCCCCAACGGCCCAACCCCCGGGGAAACAAUAACCUCAAAUGUAAACGCAACCCUUUCCAUCCUCCGCUCCGCAGCCCGCUUCACCGCUCCCUCCCCAGACAAACCGGGCGUAAAACGCUUCAUCUACACCUCUUCCUCGGGCGCGGCCGCCAUGCCCCGUCCCGGAGAACCCUACACCGUAGACGCGACCUCCUACAACCACCAGGCCGUCGCCAUCGCCCUCUCCGGAAAGGGGCCCAAGGGUAUGGCGGGCGGGUACAUCACCUACUCCGCCGCAAAGACCAGGGCCGAGCUGGAGUUGUGGAAGUGGUAUGAGGAAGAGAAGCCUGGGUUUGUCUUGAAUUCGAUCGUGCCCAAUGCCGCACUGGGCAAGGUCCUCCUCCCGGAACACCAAGGCUUCCCCACUGCCGUUGGCGCAAUGCGACCCCUCUGGCAGGGAAAUGUCACGCCUGAGUUCGUCGCAAUGUUCCCAGCUCAAUGGUACUGCGACGUCAUCGAUAUAGCUCGAAUCCACAUUGCAGCACUCCUCCUCCCAGACGUCCAGUCCGAACGCCUCAUUGCCUACGCGGGCAAGUUCAACAUCAACGACCUCCUCGCCGCCUUCCGCCAAAUCCAACCAGACCGAACCUUCCCCGACGACCUUCCCGAUCUCGCCUCCGAUAAGGGCACUAUUGCCAACGAAAGAGCCACUCAGCUGAUGGAACGUCUUCAGGGUGGCAAGGGCUGGACGAGCUUGAAAGAUUGCCUGGCGCCGUUGGCUGAGCAGUAUGCAGCGGCUGAGGCGGAAUCAAAGUGA